This is a messenger RNA of Etheostoma cragini (Arkansas darter), 2010 nucleotides long. RefSeq names its product retinoic acid-induced protein 2-like. Gene Ontology annotation, cellular component: nucleus. Bases 215 to 1849 code for a protein of 544 amino acids. The transcript has 2 exons. Gene Ontology annotation, biological process: animal organ development. NCBI's taxonomy places the organism in Eukaryota, Metazoa, Chordata, Actinopteri, Perciformes, Percidae. The record is from RefSeq and is a predicted model, not a curated record.
UGACGAUGCUGCGUGCGCAGCUUCAGUCUGGAGUCGCUCGCGACAACGAGAGAUAAAUAGAAGCCUUAUCGUUUUAUUUGAGAGGAUUCCGGCUCUCUUACCCCGGUCCCGGUCUCGGAGAGCCGCUACCGCCCCGGUCUGCGUCUAGGGCAUAAUGGAUGAUACCUGUCUCUAGCACUUGAUGAAGAUUUCGAUUGACCCCUGAAACUGAACCAUGGAGGGUAGCGAUGAAGUGUCUGUAACCAUGACACAGUCCCAGACAGACGUGUGCAGCGCUGACGUGGGAGGGGGAGAAAUCCCCAGUAAAGUGGAGGAUGGAGUAAACCCGCUCAGUCCGGCUGAGUCCUGCGGUGGCAGUGUGACAGGACUGAGCAAAGGCGGGCUCUCUAACCGCGUGGAGCCCCCUGCACCCCCAGUUGUGAGCCCCACUGCUGAAUCUCCGGGAGGCGUGGCGCUUAAAGUCGCCACGACCGUGCUGCACCCGGUGUGCCUGGGGGACAGCCCUCUGAUGCUGCCCAUUCACCUCCAGAUGGCCGGAGCAGCCGGAGCGCAGCUCGGCCAAAUGGGGGCAGCACCAUACUUGAUAACAAGCCAGAGCCCUGUUUCACUUCCUCUGGUCCUGGAUCAGCAGGUCCUCCAGCACAUUGGCCCCUCUGUGAUUCCUCAGAGCACUAACUGCCCUCAGCUGCCCCUCCAGAACAACGUCCUGUGUCCCAACCUGUUUGGUUUGCCUCCAGCGGUGGACCAGAAGACAGCAGGACAGACGCAGGAUGCUAACCUUCUCUCUCUCCUGCAGAAUCCAGCUUUUGCGGCCAUCCUGCAGGAUCUCUUCCCGUCCCAGGCCAGUUCAUCGACCUGUCAGUCACCGGGCUCCGCCUUCUUCCCGCUUCCUCCCCUCACAGCUCCCUACAGCUCCCCUCUCGCCCCGUUAGUCCCUCCUGCCACACUGCUAGUCCCCUACCCUGUCAUCAUCCCCCUGCCAGUGCCUCUGCCCGUCCCUCUUCCCAUCCCGAUCCCCGUCCCUCAGGCUGAGGAUUCGAAGGGAAACAUGCCAAAACCGGUUUGCACUGUGAGUAAAAGCACUCAGACGUCUUCAAAAGAUACUACCUCUCCUUCGUUGUCUUCACGCAAAUGUAUGCCAUCAUUCCAGCCGCCAAAUGUGUCCCCGUCCUUGCUUCCUGUAGAUGAAGGACAGGCUCUGGACCUUUCUGUCAGAGCAUGUCCAGUUGAACUAAAACAGGAGUUCCCCAGUCCUCAGCAGGACAGCGUGCUUGACUUGUCAGUGCCCGCUGUGAGGAAAAAGUGUGUUCAGUCCGACAGAGAAGCAGCGUUGCAUUCUGGCCAAGAUGCUAGCGGCACUUCUUUGUCUCUGGGUGUUGAAUGUACUCAGAGUCUAGAUUCCAAACUCCUGGGCAGUCUGGCUUCACUGGAGUUCAGCCGGCAGCAUAAGUGGGUGGUUGACAGCAGUGCCGGUGGGUCGAGUUCUCUGAGUCAGCAGGCGUCUCUGAGCGGAGCCGGCAACCUGGAGAUAGUCAGCACCUCGCAGACGGCCAAAGUCAUUGUCUCGGUGAAGGAUGCCAUCCCCGCCAUCCUCUGUGGAAAGAUAAAAGGCCUGUCUGGAGUCUCCACCAAGAACUUUUCCAUCAAACGGGACGGCAGCCAGGGGCCGUCCCUGCAGCAGCUCUACGGAGUGCCGUCUGCGUCCCACGGCGAGCAGCACGACCCCAACAACCCGCAUAAGAAGCUCCCGAAGAACAGAGCAAUCAAACUGAAGAAGGUCAGCUCGCAAGAGAUCCAUUUCCUGCCCAUGAAGAAGCAGAGACUUGCAGCGCUGCUCCCCAGGAAGUGAGGGUGCUCAGACCAGGAGGAUUAAUUGCUUGGACCGCUCUCUGGUAAUCCCUCCACAGCGUGUGACAUAAAACACGUGUGGGGACAUUUCUGUGAUCAAACUCAUACUCUCCGAAUGUUGCAUAAGCUGAGGCUCAUGAAUGUCUGAUAGUGUGACACAGA